AUGGGGUCGUAUGGGUUGAAUCUGAAGAGGACAAAAGUCCUUAACGAUCCCAUCCAUGGACUCAUAGAUCUGGAUCCCUUUGAUGUCGCGAUCAUAGAUACUCGAGCAUUUCAAAGACUGCGAGAAAUCAAACAACUGGGGGCAUGCUAUUACGUCUUUCCAGGAGCAACACACAACAGAUUCGAACAUAGCAUCGGUACAGGCUAUAUCGCUGGACAAAUGAUGAAUCACUUCAUACACAAUCAACCAGAACUAGACAUUUCAGAAUCCGAACGCUCAUGUGUCAAACUCGCUGGUCUCUGCCAUGAUCUAGGUCACGGCCCCUUCUCUCAUGUCUUUGAUAACGAAUUCAUGAAACAAGCUGCUCCACAAAAGCAAUGGACUCAUGAGGCACAGUCUGGAGUCAUGCUGGAUUAUAUCAUGACGGAAGAAUGGAAGGGCAAUAAUCCUGAUCUGGAUACGAAUCAAGUCAAAAUGAUUACAAAUCUCAUCAAUGAUAAAGAGUUUAUCACGAGGUUGAUUGUUGGUGAGAUGCCAAGAGAACUUGAUCGUGGUGUGUCUAUGAGAGAGAUUGAGCGCAAGUUUUGUUUCCAGAUCGUGGCAAACAAGACUAGCUCAAUUGACGUUGACAAGUUUGACUACUUGUUGCGUGAUUCUCUCAACGUUUUCGGACAUAAGGAAUUCGAUUAUUCUCGCUUCAUGAAGUUUUCAAGAGUCAUAAACAACGAGAUUUGUUACAAGGCACCAGCUGAUCAAAAUGAGAUCUAUGACUUAUUCAACGCGAGAUACAAGAUGUCUCGAAGAUUGUAUACUCAUAAAGGCACCAAAGCUGUAGAAUUGAUGCUGGUGGACGCUUUACUAGCAGCUGAUGAAGUCCUUGGCAUCUCUGCCAAAGUUGAUGAACCAGAGUCUUUCUUGUCAUUGGACGAUACCAUCAUACAUCAAAUCGAAUACUCAAAAAACCCAGCACUAUCCAAAUCUCAAGGAAUAAUACGCAGAUUACGAAGACGAGAUUUGUAUAAAUGCCUUGAAUGUGUUGUCUUGUCAGAGUCUUCCCAAGAUAUGUUUAUGAAUCAAUACAAUCUUACUGCUGAUGAAGUCUGUCGGUAUUCGGAUGGGAGUAUAAGAGCUGAGGAUUUGCAUUUGGAUUUCAUGAGGUUGAACUUUGGAAACGGUGAAAAGAAUCCAGCAGAACUCGUCAAAUUCUACAACCGUCACAAUGAUGCAACCUCCUUCUCCCUCUCUGGAUCCGCAUGCAGCUCCCUCGUCCCAGCCAAAUUCGAAGAACUCCAACUCCGAUUAUUCUGUCGAGACGAACGAAAACAGCACGAAGUCCAGGCUGCCUUCCGUCAAUGCCUGAAAGAAAAGGGUGUUGUAUGCUAUGACGAAGAAGGACAGUCAUUCAGUGAUAGGCAUUCAGUCAUAUAUCAGGACCAUACACGACUAUAUCGACAGCUUACGCAGGAUAGUAUACCCACUGAACGAGCUGAUGACGAUUAUGAUUAUGGAACGUAUACACCCACGCCACGUAACAAGUAUAAUGGUCGUGCUCGAGACGAUACGUCAAUGGAUGUCGACGAUGAUGAUGAAGAGUAUAAUAUGUCACCAUCUCGAAACAGACGAGCAAGCAAUACUGGAAUACGUCCCAAUUCUGCAUCUCAACAGCGACAUGAUUUAUCACAAAAGCUUUUAUUCACACAUCGCAGUCAUGACGAAACCAAUGGUAUCAGUAAUAACAGUAAUAUUAACAGUAGUAGUACGAGUCAAGCAGUCACAGGAACACCAGCCAAAUUGAAAAACACGGAUUUGAAAAUCACUUCUAGUGGUGGUGGUAGUGCUACACCGAGUGGGUUGAUGGCACCUCAAGUGAUUAUAGAUGGCAGUACACGAACAGCUCCCAGACAUUAUUCCGCAAUAUCUGGUGUGUUGGCAACUCCACCGCAAGUACCCUCAACACCUCAUGGAUCACAACAAUUGUCACAAACUCCGAGGACACCAAAUGCCCAAGCCAUAUGGGAACUACCUCCAAAGGAGCAAUCAAAUUCGCAAAGGACCUCAGCUAAACGCAACUCAACAGCAGACGAACCGUUUGAAAAUAAGAAACGUAUGUAA
Messenger RNA from Synchytrium microbalum, 2112 nucleotides. RefSeq lists its product as uncharacterized. The record is from RefSeq and is a predicted model, not a curated record. Gene Ontology annotation, biological process: dGTP catabolic process. The coding region runs from base 1 to 2112 and encodes 703 amino acids. Lineage: Eukaryota; Fungi; Chytridiomycota; Chytridiomycetes; Synchytriales; Synchytriaceae. The transcript is spliced from 7 exons. Gene Ontology annotation, molecular function: dGTPase activity. Gene Ontology annotation, cellular component: nucleus.